Molecule: messenger RNA, 829 nt
Organism: Acromyrmex echinatior (Panamanian leafcutter ant)
Lineage: Eukaryota; Metazoa; Arthropoda; Insecta; Hymenoptera; Formicidae
Source: RefSeq, a predicted model, not a curated record
AUUAAAUUUUAUAUUAUGAAAAUGAAGUUACCUACGGUUAUCGUGUUCUUUGGCUUAAUUAUGGAAUUAGUGGAAUUUAAUGAAACCUACAAAAUUAAGCCAUAUUCAUAUUAUAAUCCUCCUCCAUGGCAACGCCCACGAUGGCAUUCGUUUCCAAAACAUCGAAAACAUUAUCAUCCCAAAAGAAUAUUAGCGAACAAGUAUCAUCGUUAUGAACCAGACUAUCACAGAUAUGCACCGUAUCAUGAGGAUGCGUUAGAUACAUCUGACCAAGAUAAACCUUUUGUUAUAGUCAUACAACUUCCGCAUAAAAGCGAAAAAAAGAAAUAUGAUUUCUAUCAGCGAAAGCAUAUCAUAGACCCUCCGCAAAAUAAUGAUUAUGAUGAUGAUGAUGAUGAGGAUUAAAAAAUUACAAUUCUGAAAUUAUCCCAUCAUCAUGUAAUAAUGGCAAGGAUAACGAAGAAAAUGGAAAUUAGAAGCAGGAUGAUUUGGCAUUAUACUUAAUUAUACUACACGUUUUUCAACGUAAUUUUUAUUUCUAACGUAAUAGUCAACGAACAUACUGUAAUCAUAAAUAAUAAUUACAUACAAUGUCGUCGUGAUGUUGAUGUGUCGCUGCUGCAGUUCAUCUUACGCGAUUUCAUUUAUUUUCUUGACAUAACGUCAACAAAGAUCACUCAAACAGAUUCUUUCUUUAGGCUCUUGUCUACGUCGGAAAAUAGAACAGUCUUGCAAACAUAAGAAUUUUCUGUAUGCGCAAUUUAGAGAGUUCUAAAAUUAAUUCUAAAAGUAAUUUAACAAAUCUAAUAUUAAUAAAAUUUUAAAUAUU